GUAACAGAAUAGUCAUGUCAUUUGCUAUUGAAUGCUGGUGGUAAUCUGGUCAGAAGAGGACCCCGUGCUUAACUAAUUUUGCCUUUUUGUUGUUUGGGGUGACUUCUUACCAGGGAUGUUAUUCUUGACACCCCGGGGCAAAUGGAGCUGUUCACCUGGUCAGUGUCAGGAACCAUCAUAACUGAGGCCUUGGCUUCCUCUUUUCCUUUGGUCGCCGUGUGUGUGCCGGACCCCUCUGACAGGACUAACCCUGUUGUUUUUAUGUCCAGCGUGCUGUGUGCCUGCGGUAUCCUGUACAAGACAAAGCUACCUUUCCUUGUGGGAAUGGAUUGGCCGGGCUUUGGCAAUCUGGCCCCUAGAAAGACUAAGAAGUGACCUCCUCCAACAGGGGAAGACUGAAGCAAGCGGUGCCAGAAAGAACUGGAGUUUCUGGAGAAUAAAAGCUGGAAGUGUGCCCCCGAAAAUCCCCCCGGGUGGUCAGUGGUCUGACUUGCACGGACCAGUGGCCUUGGCCAGGAGCAGUCCUGCCACUGUAAUUUUAAUGUACUGCCCAGGCUGUAAUUUUAAUUUCCAUUGGGUGCUGGCAAAGCCCCUGUGGGUGAGCCCCAGUGCCUGGCAUGAGUGGAGCGGGCUUCCAGGGCACUCAUUGCAGGCGUUGUGUUUAAGGGAAGAGCAGGGGAGCCUUUCUCUGGCCCAGAGGAGCUGCAGUGUUCUUCCUCUCUGGAAGACUAAGAACUAAAAAAA
Messenger RNA from Chiroxiphia lanceolata (lance-tailed manakin), 744 nucleotides. Its product is annotated as GPN-loop GTPase 1-like. Gene Ontology annotation, molecular function: GTPase activity. The coding region runs from base 142 to 375 and encodes 77 amino acids. The transcript is spliced from 3 exons. Lineage: Eukaryota; Metazoa; Chordata; Aves; Passeriformes; Pipridae. The record is from RefSeq and is a predicted model, not a curated record.